Molecule: messenger RNA, 954 nt
Organism: Bicyclus anynana (squinting bush brown)
Lineage: Eukaryota; Metazoa; Arthropoda; Insecta; Lepidoptera; Nymphalidae
Product: COMM domain-containing protein 10
Exons: 2
Coding region: 263-847 (194 amino acids)
Source: RefSeq, a predicted model, not a curated record
UUUUUGGUACCUAUUUGUAUUUUGUUGACAUGUUUUUAAUUUUUGAAUUUUGACUUUUCAUUCUCAGUUCUCAAAUUCUCAAUGAUUUUAGUAUAGAGAACUUCUUAUUAAUUUUACAGUUGUUAGUUUUUAUUGUGUAAUUAAAUUCAUAUUAUUACCCAAAUAUUAAUUGUAAAUAGAUACUGACAUCUAUUCUUCACAUUUUUUACCAGGAAAUAUUAACUUAUCUAGAAUAACAAAUCCUUUAAAAGUCUAAUUAAAGAUGGAUUGUACUUGGCUUAAAACAUCCCCAAGCUUAAAAAAGGGUAUUGAAAUUAUAAAUCAGUUGGACGAAAGUAGAUUUGAGCAGUUUCUUAGGAGGAUUGUUGUAAAAUUGAAACUUCAAGAUUCAGAAAUUUUCACUGAAGAAGAAAAAAGUAAAUUGGAAAAAUUAUUCCAAAUAAAUGAAGAACAAUUGAUGUUAGCUGUCAAAACUAUUCUAUAUAUAUUUAAAAGGCUACUAAAGUUUAUAUUUAUGCCAAUUAAUUUAAGAAAUGAUUUAUUUAGUAUUGGUUUUAACAAUGAAAAAACAAAUUUCAUUAUUAAAGUUUGGUCAACUGAAACUAGUGUGAUACUAAAUGAUAUGGCCUCAAGUUCAAAAGAAAAGUAUGAAGAGGACCCUAUUUUUCAUUGGAAGCUUAAUGCUGAACUAAGUUCUGAAUAUCAAAAAAAAAGUAAAAUACCAAAAGCUUAUAUUUCAUUUCUAGGUAAAGAUGAUAAUACAGAAAUUGAAGUGACUCAUCAAGAUCUUAAUUCAAUAUUUUUGCAAUUUGAAGUAAUUCAAAAUGAGUUGGAUAAUUUGUUGUAGUAUUAACAAAUAUUAUUCUUUGUAAAACAAUGUGCCUUCUAUGUUGAAUAUUUUAAAUAUAUAAUUUACUUUGUAAAUGUUCUUCUUUAUAUACUUACUAACAGACA